GCUGCGCUGGCCCCUGCGCUCCUCGCCCCUUACCUUCCCGCUCCCGGGACGACCUUUUUGGGCGGGAGGGGGGUACCUUUUCUUGGCAAAGUCCCGUCCCUCGCCAGGGAAACUUUCUACGUGCCUGUGCGUGAGAGGCAACUAGUUGCACUCGCUGAAGUGCGAGGAGUGUUUGGCUUCUCCCGUACCAGCCUCCUCCUCCAUCUACCCCCCCCCCCAAAGUCUCCCCUCCCGUUUUGCUCCGAGUUGCGCUUUAUUUGUGUGUGGAGAAAAGGGGGGUGGGGGGACGACUUCUAGAGGGGAUGUCCUGUUUUUGCCAGAGGAACAGUGCAAAAGGGGAACCUCGGCUCGGAGAAGGGACGAGAAUAAAUAAAUAAGGAGCAGCCCUAAAAUAAAGGUAGCGGCAUAUCCCGGCAGCGAGGAGGUGAGUGUCUCUCUGACUUCCCCGGCCCCGAGUCUCCCUUCCACCCCUUCUGCUCAGAGGUGGAGGAAGCCGGUUCCCUGUCGCAUGUGCAUGUGGCCGUGGAGAUGGGUGUGUGCGUGUGCUUGUGUUCGUGUUCAGGGUUUAUUUAGCAUUGUUUUCGUGUCGCUCAGAUGACAAAAAAAAAAAAAGUUGCUGCAAAACAAACGUGAUGGCAAGGAGCAGCGGAGCCGUCCGUCGCGGGACGGAGAAGGGCUCUCGCCCCCCGGCCCCACGCGAGUUUAGUUGCAAAAAAAAAAAAAAACCAAAACUGGUCUCUGGUGCGGACGGGGGUGAUUUUUUGCCCGUCCAGCCGGACUUUCUGCCUCUGUCCAGGUGACAGUCUCUGCCGUUUUGCCCUCACCCCUCUUCGACUGGCUGUUACCGCGGCUGCUGGGACUACUGAGCUGUAAACUGAAGGGAAGAUAAUUUCUGCUUGUGGGGGAAAGAAGGGUGAAUAACCUCCAUGGAAGACUCUCAGGAUCUAAGCGAACAGUCAGUAAAGAAACCGUGUACAGAGUCAGAUGGUUCAGAGCCGCAGAAUCCCAGGUCUAUGGAAAUGCAAGAUUUAGCCAGCCCUCAUAAUCUUGUUGGAAGCAGUGAUGCGCCGGGUAGUUCCAAACUGGAUAAACCUAAUCUCAGUAGCACAUCAGUUACAACAAAUGGAACAGGAGGAGACAACAUGACUGUGUUAAAUACUGCAGACUGGUUGCUGAGUUGCAGCACUCCCUCUUCUGCAACAAGUACAACAUUGCAUGAUUACCUGAGCACAAAUCAAGUGUCUCUUCUUGCAGUCAAAACAGAACCCAUGAACAGCAGUGAAACAACAACAACAACUGGAGAUGGAUCGCUUGACACUUUUACUGGGUCAGUAAUAACAAGUAGCGGCUACAGCCCGAGAUCAGCGCACCAGUACUCUCCGCAGAUAUAUCCCUCCAAGCCCUAUCCACACAUUCUUUCUACACCAGCAGCUCAAACAAUGUCUGCCUAUGCCGGACAAACCCAGUAUUCAGGAAUGCAGCAACCAGCGGUCUAUACAGCCUACUCACAGACAGGACAGCCGUACAGCUUGCCCACUUACGAUUUGGGUGUAAUGUUGCCAGGCAUCAAGACGGAAAGUGGGCUCUCGCAGACCCAAUCACCACUGCAGAGUGGGUGCCUCAGUUACAGCCCAGGGUUUUCCACCCCACAGCCAGGCCAAGCACCCUACUCUUACCAGAUGCCAGGUUCUAGUUUUACACCAUCGUCCACUAUUUAUGCAAACAACUCUGUUUCAAAUUCUACAAACUUCAGUAGUUCACAACAGGAUUAUCCAUCAUACACAGCUUUUGGCCAAAAUCAAUAUGCACAGUAUUACUCAGCAUCAACAUAUGGUGCAUAUAUGACCUCAAACAACACGGCUGAUGGCACUUCAUCAUCAUCAACCUACCAGUUGCAGGACUCUCUCCCUGGCCUGACUAGUCAACCAGGUACAGAUCUACAUUCAGGGGAGUUUGACACAGUGCAGAGCCCCUCCACGCCAAUCAAAGAUCUUGAUGAGAGAACAUGUAGGAGUUCUGGGUCAAAGUCUCGGGGUAGAGGGCGGAAGAAUAAUCCAUCACCCCCACCGGACAGUGACUUGGAGCGUGUAUUUGUUUGGGAUUUGGAUGAAACAAUCAUAGUUUUUCAUUCGCUGCUUACAGGAUCCUACGCACAGAAGUAUGGCAAGGAUCCACCAAUGGCAGUGACCCUUGGACUGCGAAUGGAAGAAAUGAUUUUUAAUCUUGCUGACACACACUUAUUUUUUAAUGAUUUAGAGGAGUGUGAUCAAGUUCAUAUAGAUGAUGUUUCUUCUGAUGAUAAUGGACAAGACCUCAGUACCUACAGUUUUGCAACUGAUGGCUUCCAUGCAGCUGCAAGUAGUGCAAACCUUUGUCUGCCAACAGGUGUAAGAGGAGGGGUUGACUGGAUGAGGAAGCUGGCUUUCCGUUACAGAAGAGUAAAAGAGUUGUAUAAUACUUACAAGAACAACAUAGGAGGCCUCCUGGGUCCCGCUAAGAGAGAUGCAUGGUUGCAAUUAAGAGCAGAGAUUGAAGCUCUGACAGACUCCUGGCUAACAAAUGCACUUAAAUCAUUAUCAAUUAUCAGCACAAGGAGUAACUGUGUAAACGUAUUGGUGACAACAACUCAGCUUAUCCCAGCACUUGCAAAAGUUCUGCUAUACAGCUUAGGAGGAGCUUUUCCUAUUGAAAAUAUUUACAGUGCAACCAAAAUAGGAAAAGAAAGUUGCUUUGAACGAAUAAUGCAAAGGUUUGGCAGAAAAGUAGUAUAUGUUGUAAUUGGGGAUGGUGUAGAAGAAGAACAGGCAGCAAAAAAGCACAACAUGCCUUUCUGGAGGAUAUCCAGUCAUUCGGACCUCUUGGCUCUCCAUCAAGCACUGGAACUAGAGUAUUUGUAACUGUGUUCUAAAGUUGGCGAUCCUUUUUUUUUAUAUAUAUAUAUAUAUAUUUCAAGUACACUGAAUUUUUAUGUGUGAUUCAAUGCCUCUGGCUUUACACAUAUGAAUUGUCUUAAGAAGGGAAGAAAUCUUUGGAAUUAAAAAUUCCAAAUUGAAGAAUUCAGAUUGCUGAAUGGAGUUAAAACAUUAGUGCUACGUAAGGAAGCUCUAUGGUCUUAUAUAUGCAACGUUUUUAAAUGAAUUAAAACUGUGGAGGUUGCUGGUACACACCAAGUGAGCCCUGACAGGAGUGAACAAAGGACUCGAACUGGCAAAGCACCAACAUGCGUUUUCCAGCCGACAAGGUGGUGUUCAACAACAUUCCUCAAAAUGGGAUAUAUUCUCAGCACUGAGGUUUGAACCAGACUUUAGCCUACCUAACCCAGAAAAUCUGAAUUGGAAUGCACUCAGACUGUAUAAUGACAAUCCUGUCUAGACCUGUAAUUUGUGUAAAUUAUUGAUGAAAAUAAUUUACUGUGACUUUAUUAGCAGCUGAUUUUGGAAGUGGAUGCAAUUUUUCUUUCUUUUGGGGGGGCAGGGGAGGGAGAGGGUUAUAUAAUAUUGUCUCUUUUAUAAGUUUGGCAAACAGAAUGUGCAUAAUGAUGUGUUGUGCCUUAAAGAGAAGACUGUGUUCGUGUGUUAUAAUGUAAUUUUGGUUAAAAACUAUGUAGAUAAACAAAAAAAAAAAGUUUGUGAUAAUUUUUGACAUGACCAAAUUUGAAAUUCAAAGAAAUCAAAGAGCAGGGCUGCACCAAAGCAUUUAAGUAUUUGUUGCAGUAAGAAAAAAUAAUAAAGGAAAGUUUGUGUUUUUAUUUGGAUUCUGAAUAAUUCCACUGAUUGUUUGAGGAAAGUUAAGAGUAUGUUGGGACGUUGAUACUGGGGACCGCUACCUUGAAAACUAAAAAAAAAAAAAA
This is a messenger RNA of Grus americana (Whooping crane), 3850 nucleotides long. It is a transcript of the gene EYA4, whose product is annotated as EYA transcriptional coactivator and phosphatase 4. Gene Ontology annotation, cellular component: nucleus. The transcript is spliced from 21 exons. Gene Ontology annotation, biological process: positive regulation of DNA repair; multicellular organism development; negative regulation of extrinsic apoptotic signaling pathway in absence of ligand. The coding region runs from base 927 to 2897 and encodes 656 amino acids. Gene Ontology annotation, molecular function: protein tyrosine phosphatase activity. Lineage: Eukaryota; Metazoa; Chordata; Aves; Gruiformes; Gruidae. The record is from RefSeq and is a predicted model, not a curated record.